GGGUUGUUGAUUGACAAACCAAGCUCAACAUUCAGACAACCGCAGGUGUUCUUUCACAAGGAGGCAAGAGGAAAGAAGUAUCACGACGAGGAACGUAUACACAUACCUGACUUAGGUGUAAGAACAGUAAAAGAUGGAGGCAGUGAGGAGGUGGAGGGCGGACUGGAGGUAUCCCACUACUCUGCUGUGCAUGUACGGAUUCUUCAGCACCGUGAAACCACUGGAACCUUUCCUCAUCCCAUACUUUACAGGACCGGACAAGAAUCUGACAGCAGAACAGGUUAACAACCAAAUUUUUCCAGUAUGGACAUAUUCCUACCUAUCUGUCCUGGUGCCGGUGUUCCUGCUGACUGACUGGCUACGUUACAAGCCUGUGGUGGUGAUCCAGUGCGUUGCCCUCUUCAUCACCACAGCGAUGAUACUCUGGACAAAAACCGUACCAGCUCUGCAGGCCAUGCAGUUCUUCUACGGGGUCGUGACAGCCAGUGAGGUGGCCUAUUUCUCCUACAUCUACAGUGUGAUAGAUCUGAAGAGGUACCGGAAGGCCACCUCUUACUGCCGCAGCAUUCAGCUCCUGGGGUACACUGUUGGCUCUGUUCUGGGCCAGCUGCUCAUCAGUUUUAAACUCAUGUCCUACAACAACAUCUUAGUGUUUACUCUAGUUCUCACUGCCAUUGCUCUCCUGUUUUCGUGCUUCUUGCCAAUGCCUCAGCAAAGCAUGUUCUUUCAUCGUAGACAGAAAACAGUGAGUACAAAGAGGCAUGAGGAAGGGAUUGAGGAUGCAAAUGAGGGUAUGAACAAGUCAAAGGUACCUCUGGAAGGAGAAACAGAGGAUGAGAAAGACUCCAAAGCUGAGGAACUUGAGGAGUCUGUUGGUUCUGAGCGCUGCAGCGAAGUCCUCCUCCAGCUGUGGAGGGACUUCCGUCUGUGCUAUUCCUCCAGACAGCUGCUCUACUGGUCAGUGUGGUGGGCGAUGGCCACCUGCGGCUAUAACCAGACUGCAAACUAUGUGCAGGUGCUGUGGGAGCAUGUGCAGCCUUCUCAGAACUUCAGCGUCUACAAUGGGGGAGUGGAGGCAGUGUCCAACCUGUUAGGGGCAGCCACAGCCUACAGUAUAGGCUUUACUGAGGUGAGAUGGGAGCAGUGGGGAGAGCUGGCCCUGGGUGGUUUCUCUGGACUUGGGGCAGUAGCACUCUUUGUCAUGACCUUCAUGGACAACAUCUGGGUCUGCUACGUCUGUUACGUCAUUUUCAAGUGCCUGUACAUGCUGCUGAUAACAAUAGCCAUGUACCAGAUUGCAGCUGAUCUGUCAAUGGAGAGAUACGCACUGGUGUUUGGCGCGAACAACUUUGGAGCACUGGCUCUGCAGACGAUCAUCACUUCUAUUGUGGUUGACACGGGCCUGGGCUGAGGCAUCAUUCCUCAGUUCAUCGUAUAUUCCGUCUACUUCUCCCUCAGCGUCGUAUUUGCACUUCGAGGACUCUUCACCAUAAUGAGAAACACAGAGAAGCAGCAAAGACUCCACCCCUCCAGUCAAUAUGAACCUCCAGGCUGUGACGAACACAGGUUCUAAUGGCAAGGAUUGAUACUUUGAAGCGGUGAUAGUCACUUGUGCUUUUGGUCCCAAAGCCUCCACAUGCUGGUUUAAAAAGCAGAAAAAGCUUCAAAUGACUGACUGCAACAUAAAUAUAUCUCUCUUUCCUUUUUUUUAUACAAAACAAAUUGUACAAGAUGUUUAUAAAUCCAUAUAAAUGAAUGG
This is a messenger RNA of Notolabrus celidotus (New Zealand spotty), 1759 nucleotides long. RefSeq names its product solute carrier family 19 member 3a (gene slc19a3a). Lineage: Eukaryota; Metazoa; Chordata; Actinopteri; Labriformes; Labridae. Gene Ontology annotation, biological process: transmembrane transport; vitamin transport. Gene Ontology annotation, cellular component: plasma membrane. Gene Ontology annotation, molecular function: vitamin transmembrane transporter activity. The record is from RefSeq and is a predicted model, not a curated record.